CUACUGUGCAGAAAAACGUCUAAGGUAAAUGUAUACCUGGUUGGUACUGGCAACCUAUUAUAGUUGAAUAAGUGAAAAUCGAUGGGACCUUUUAUUAUGCUAAAAGGAUUAGGGCAUAAAGAGUAACGGCAUUCACAGAGGCCCAUGUUGUCAAAUAGGAGGUACACUUAAUGGUUCCCCGAGAUUUAUUACCAAGAACCGUUGGACAAAUAAGAGAUACGCGAGAACAAGGUUUCUGGAGUUAGGAGAAAUCGAAUGGUGGAUAAAUGUUACUGUUGCCAUAGCAAUCAACAAAUGCUUAAUUACAAGUAAAUGGAGUAGCAACAACGAGAUAACAGUGCGUCUAAAAUAAUGGAAAUGAGGGCCAAUAAUUCCAACAACGCAGCGUACGUAAUAACUACGUAAACAGAGCGUAGUCCUGCCAGUGAUUUGGAUUAUCAUAUAAUACUUUCCAGAAAAGAACGUUGGCGCCAAUCUACUUCAGAAUAUAAAAAAUAAUAAAAUCCAGUAGAUACCGUUAAACUAAACCGUAGAAUCGAGGAUCGUACAGAAAGUACCAUGGUUGAUAGUGACGCCUUUAGCGAUGAGACAAACUUUGGUAGCGAAUGUGAUGAUGAUAUCCAAACUGUCGAAUGUGUGGACAUAUUGGAUAAGUUCAACAAGGAAUUUCCGAAAUCUAAACAACAGCACAUUUUCCAGUUCUUACACGAUCAGGAAGAGUUAAAUAAAAGGUUCGAUGAGUUUUCCUUGAAUAGUGACGACGACACUGAUUCUACGAAGAGUGGAAUCAGCGAAACUGAAAGCCUACUCGAUCAACAACUCGCGGCAAAGCGAGCCCAAACUCUGACCACAUCAUUUCAAACAAAUCAAGACUCCAACAAAACUUCUCCGAAAGUUUCUAAAAACCCUGGUGCACGGCCAAAAAGACUUUCCAACGGGAGUGUCACUCGGCCAAAAACAUUGACGAAGAAAAAUGUGAGACCUCAAACUGCAAUGGGUGUUUACUCUCGUACUUUUAAUGACCUCACUGAUAUUGAUAAAAUCCACUCACACAGUGCAGAUGUACGUGUGAGAGUCACUAAAGCUUCUCCCGUAGCUGGAGAUGAUUAUGUUAAAGAACGGAGUUACGGGCAAUAUGAUGACUGGGGUAGACGGUACAACGAUUCAGGGGAAGUGCUUAAUAGUUCAGAGUUUGAAGUACCUCACCCUCCGACCUCCCCGCAUGAUUCCGUCCAUAAGAGGGUGUCCUGGGAUUCAGACCAAACACAGUUCCCCAAAACGUCAAACAAUAAUUCAGGUGCCAAAUACUCUAACAGAAACUCAUUUGAUUUCACUAUGGACAGCUAUCGGAACUUACCAGCAAAUUCAAACAGUCGAACAGCGCCAGACGUUUCUGCCUUACAUGGAAUAAUACGACUGGGUCCGAAUAAGAGUCCAGUCGGCAGAGGGCAUCACAUGCGUGUAUUAUCCAUGAACGACAACCCAAAUGUGGCUUUGUCGAUUAACAGUGUCAAAAAAAUAGAGAAAAACGAUUUAUCUUAUAAGAAACUAUCAAAAUCUGCAAAUUACAGCAAUAUGUCAAAGAAACAUAGAAAGUCUGAAAUGCCUGAUUUAUCCACCAGUGGGCGCUCUAUAGCGGUUUUGAAAUUGCCACCGUUAGAUGGCUCUGUAAAACCAGGGACAUUUGUAAGUACGCCCACAUCCGCUAAUCUAACGGAGUCGUUAGUUGGAUAAGUAGGCUAUGUUGUUUAUAGGUGCCAGAUUAAAUAAUAAAAAAUGUAAUCAAAAAGUUUUCUAUUUUAUAUUACUCUAAGCAUUUUUAGUUACUAAUACUUUCCUAUUUAUGUUUCAUCGAACGCUUUUAAAAUGACCUUAUUAGCGAAACAUACCGUAUGGUGCUUACAGUGACAAAAGCAAUCUAACGUUUAUCAGUUUUGAAAUCACAAAUGUAAUGACGUCAGUGCCCUUAUUCGAAACUCCUCAUAAACGUGUUAUAAAAAUGUCAAUAUUUUCUUGGAUAGCUAGAAAAUAAUUCAAGUUUUAUGUGCUGAUAGUUCUUGUAACUAAGUGCCUGUAUGUGUACAUUGAUCUCGAGGGAAGACCGAUCGGAACAAUUAAUCAACUUUAAGUUCAUGUUAGCAUGUAAUUAAUAAUAUACGGACUUCUUUGCUUUCUGCGUAAUCAAUCGGUGAUUCUGAGAAUAGAAAAAAUCGUUUAUCGGUAAUGUAAGCUCGGGUGUACCCAGGAUCUGAUAUACCAGUAGGGCGAGGCAAUGCAUUAACAUGAAUUACCUAAUUCCUCACGAUACAUGAGUUCAAUCUUAGUCAGAUUGGAACUUCUGAGAACUUGCAGCUGAUCUUGAAAAAGGUCAAUUUGAA
Owenia fusiformis is the source of this 2378-nucleotide messenger RNA. The record is from the annotation of a GenBank genome assembly. Lineage: Eukaryota; Metazoa; Annelida; Polychaeta; Sabellida; Oweniidae.